UUGGCAGCACUGGAGUACAGUUUCAGCGUCAGACGCCGCAUGGCCGACCGGAGUAGGCACCGCGUCGCGCCCGCCCCGGCGCCGACAAAGAAACAGUACGCAUAUGUACCCUGCCCGCGCUCCGAAGAAGUUGGGACGGAGUUCGCACUACAAUUACUAAGGACUCACCAGGAAUCCACACCCGAGAAAAAAAUCGGUAAGUGA
This is a messenger RNA of Danaus chrysippus (African queen), 204 nucleotides long. Lineage: Eukaryota; Metazoa; Arthropoda; Insecta; Lepidoptera; Nymphalidae. The record is from the annotation of a GenBank genome assembly.